This is a messenger RNA of Alternaria atra, 1935 nucleotides long. RefSeq lists its product as uncharacterized. The transcript is spliced from 2 exons. Bases 1 to 1935 code for a protein of 644 amino acids. NCBI's taxonomy places the organism in Eukaryota, Fungi, Ascomycota, Dothideomycetes, Pleosporales, Pleosporaceae. The record is from RefSeq and is a predicted model, not a curated record.
AUGGAUCAAGGGCAAGACGAGCAGGGACGCCCGUUAGCGUCGUCGACAACUUCGACCACUACCACGUCUGGUCCCCAUACUACCACCACAACAACCUCGACCAUACCUGGACAGGGCACCACCGUGCAACAUUUCGGGCCACAGUCGACCACCAUCACACACCCUACCAUCACCACGACGGCCCGCGCACCCUCCGCUCAACCCUCCAUGUCCGACCUAUACGCGCCUCCAUCAGAUCCUGCCCAGCGCGUACGAAGUUCGUCAAUUCGCAUACGAAGACCUUCACACCAGCCGAGCCUGGACAAUCCUCAACCUACACCCGAUCCAGUUCCAGCGCCAGCGCCAGCGCCCAUGCCAGAAUCCGACAGCACAUGGCAAGCCGGUCGAAGACGAAGCAGCUCUGAACCGCGCCCACCCCCACAAGCCAUGUUCGCCGACGAUAGUCUAAGGCGUCAAUUAACAGGACCACACCUGCAGCCUCUGUAUGAGGAUGGCGCAAACCCCACUACCGGCAGCAAUCCCCCGCCCUCUCGAGGUCCCACCAAUGCACGAAGAGGAAUAACUCGCCAAUCCUCCGCAUUUCAUAUGAGGCGGAACCAGAAAGCCCCAAACCAAAAUAUGAUGGGCCAUAACGUUGUCGAUGUGCUUGAUGUCAUCGAUCCUGAGGUGUCUGCCCUUACUACACUGAAUAACGUUCAGAACUCGCUCUUCUUACCCAACUUACCCUGGCUCUACAACCGCCAGCCUACAUACGAUCUCGGACAGACUACAUCAGACUCCUCGGAUGAAGAGAUGGGUACGGCCAGGGGUGCCAGACGCGAGGAAGAUCAACUCCCCGAGAUGACACAACAAGGCGAAGUAGAACAAGCUGCGCGUGGAGGCCGCGGAGAAUUGCGGAGAAAUAACACAAUCGACUCAAAUCUUUCGACUCUGGAAGAGGGCGUGGAUCAUCACUACGCCGUGCUGCCACACGGUGCUUCGUUGACAGGCUGGACCGACGAAGAGAAGGCAGCUUUGGACGAUCACGUUCGACAUCUUCUUCACUCCCGGCGCGCAAAAUUCAAGCGGACUAUGAAGGGCUUCGGACGUUAUGUCCGCAACCCCCUCGGCUUUCUCGUCACUCUCUACUUCUUCCUCAUCACCUUCUGGGGAGCCGCAUGGGUGCUCUUCCUUAUCGGUUGGAUCUACGUCGGCGAUCGACAGGCGUACUUUGUCGAGAUCGCUGAUCAGGUCCUCACUGCCUUGUUCUGUGUUGUUGGAAUUACCAUGUUCCCUUUCCGCAUCGUCGACACCUACCACAUGAUUUUCGUCGCCAAAUACGCGCACAAAACCUGGCGGGUACGCAAAGAACGGGGCCUACAACAGCUAAAGGACCACAACGAACUACCAGCCAUGCCCCGAUCAAACGCGUGGGAAGCAAAUGAAGCAGAACAAGAAGGCAUAGAGACCCCCGUCCUCACCGCUGAAGAGCAAAAGAGACUUGAAUACCAUCAAGGCAAGCUCGAGAAGUCCCAUACCUUCUACCGUCCCCACGAAACAUACACACACCACGCCUUUUCUAUCCGCCUCCUCAUUACCAUCAUCGUCCUCCUCGACUGUCACUCCAUGUUCCAAUGCGCACUCGGUGGCACGACCUGGGGAAUCUACUACAAAAAUCGCCCCAAGGAACUCACCGCCAUUAUCCUGAGUUUCAGUCUUACAUGCAACAUCACCGCCGGCAUCAUCAUCGGCCGCGGCGAUAGACGCUCGCGCAAGAAGCUCGUUGUAGAGCAAAUUCUCCGUCAAGAAAUGACAGAAGAAGCACUCAAGAAACUUCGCAAGGAACGUGGUAUCAAGGCCAAGGGACUCAUGACGAAGAAGCAAAAGAAACAGGUGAAGAAGGAGUUGGUUGGCGAACCCAAGAAUCCGUUGGAUACGAUUUUGCAUCGCGGGUAA